CGGCCUUGCUACAGUCGGUAUACAGAUAUCAAACCUAGUACAUAUACGCGUAUUCAGAUAUCAAACUUAGUAAACUACGUGUGUCCAGAUAUCAAACUUAGUACACUACGUGUAUCCAGAUAUCAUACCUAGUACACUACGUGUAUCCAGAUAUCAAACCUAGUUCACUACGGUAUCCAGCUAUCAAACCUAGUACACUAGUGCAUCCAAAUAGCAAACUAGAACACUAUUUGCAUCCAGAUAUCUAACCUAUAGUACUCUACGUGUAUUCAGAUAUCAAAUCCAGUACACUACGUGUAUCCAGAUAUCCUGGUGAAAUACGUGUAUCCAAAACUGAUCAACAUCAAUAUCCAAAUAUCCAAACAAUAAAACUUCGUGUAUACUUCCUGGUUACGAAGUCCGUAUCUAGAUAUCCCAACAUCAACUCUGUGAACCUAUUUCUGCUUUCUAGACAAUACCUAGAUAUCCCAACAUCAACUCUGUGAAUCUAUUUCUGUUUCUUAGACAAUAUCUAGAUAUCCCAACAUCAACUCUGUGAACCUAUUUCUGUUUCCUAGACAAUAUCCGGAAAUCCAAACAAAGUCCUGUUUAACAGCCUAAUAUAAUAUAUACAUACAAAUUACAGUUCAUGUAUCAAAGCUGUUAAAGUUUUUCCAACCAUACAUAGACUGUGUAUCCAACUCAAGGCGGAUAUCCAGUGUCCAGAUUCAGAUCUGAUAUCCAACCCCUGGUAUUAAAGAAUAGGACGAUAAUCCUUGGAUAUAAACUAUUCUAGUGAAGUUAGAAAUACUCUUGUAAACCCGAAGAAAAUGUUUUUCCUUUCAUUCUACACAAGGAUAAGACUGAGAAUUUAAUCAGCAUAAUUUAACAUAUCUUUAAAGGUGAAAUCUUGAAACAAGAUGAAUCUUUUAACUGAAGGGUUUCUUCUCCUUCUUCUUCUUCCGGAGUCUCUUCUUAACUUUGAAGGACACAGAGUGAUGACACAUGAUGACUCAAUCAAAUAUAUUCCACUUGAAAAACUGACUGCUGAGAGUAUACCGGAGUUUGUUCCUGCUCCCAAGAAUAUUACUGUACUCAGAGAAGGAACUGCAUUCCUCGACUGUCCUAUUAAAACCAGCGGAGAUAGACCUGUCAGUUAUCCAUUGAUAUCCUGGGUUCGGAGGAGAGAUUGGCAUAUUCUCACCAAUGGUCUUCUUACAUUUACAACAGACAGUAGGUUCAAGGUUCUAUACAAGGAGGGAUCAUUCAACUGGGUUCUCCAGAUAAAGUGGGUUCAGGAGAGAGAUGCUGGUCAGUAUGAGUGCCAGGUCUCUACUCCUACUGGAACAAUAUCCCGUGAGGUUCAGCUCCACGUGGUUCGAACUGAAGCAUUUAUCCAGGGAGGAGAAGAAUAUCAUGUUGAUCUUGGUUCAACUAUAUCCCUCACUUGUAUCAUAGAAAAUUCUCCAACUCCUCCUCAAUACAUAUUCUGGUAUCAUAACUCCCGGAUGAUAAACUACGAUGUAGAACGAGGUGUAAAAGUGGAUAUCCGAGCUGUGGAGGAUACUGGGAAGCAGGGUGAGGAAGAUGAGGGAGUAAGACGACCUGAAGAGUGGAUUAGAACCCGUACCGUGAGUAGACUAGAGCUGCCAGCAGCUAGGAAGGAGGAUGAAGGAAACUAUACCUGUAUGCCCAGUAAUUCAGAGCCUGCUACUGUUCAUGUAUUUAUCCAAGAAGGAAACAACAUUACUCCGUUACGAGUAGAAGCACAGGAGCAACAGAACUCUGAGCAGGAGAAUACGAACUUUGCUCCUACCUUGAUAAAUCCAACUUUACUCAUGGUUCUACUCCUAGUCUUAGUAUUCACUGCAAACUAAGCUAAAUUAAAUUUUGCGAAUUCUUUAUUUUGUGUUAAUCAAGUAAUGUCGUGAAGCGCCAAAACUAAGAGGGAACUAAACUUACCUGUACAGUGUGCAAGGUUACAGUACAAUGUACGGCAGGGCUGUUCUAACUCCUGUACAAGGUUACAGUACAACGUACGGCAGGGCUGUUCUAACUCCUCAACAAGGUUACAGUACAAUGUACGGCAGGGAUGUUCUAAUUCCUGUACAAGGUUUCAGUACAAUGUACAGCUGGACUGUUCUAACUCCUGUGCAAGGUUACAGUACAAUGUACGGCAGGGCUGUUCUAACUCCUGUACAAGGUUACAGUACAACGUACGGCAGGGCUGUUCUAACUCCUCAACAAGGUUACAGUACAAUGUACGGCAGGGAUGUUCUAAUUCCUGUACAAGGUUUCAGUACAAUGUACAGCUGGACUGUUCUAACUCCUGCAUAAGACAAACAAUCAACUUUGUGUUGAAAAGUGACAAUGACAUUGUAAUAAGGCUAAGACUAUCGUUAACUGUGAAUAAAAACUUUUCUGUUA
This is a messenger RNA of Eurytemora carolleeae, 2406 nucleotides long. Its product is annotated as zwei Ig domain protein zig-8. Gene Ontology annotation, biological process: synapse organization. The transcript has 9 exons. Gene Ontology annotation, cellular component: neuron projection membrane. The record is from RefSeq and is a predicted model, not a curated record. NCBI's taxonomy places the organism in Eukaryota, Metazoa, Arthropoda, Copepoda, Calanoida, Temoridae. The coding region runs from base 900 to 1856 and encodes 318 amino acids.